Messenger RNA from Ziziphus jujuba (common jujube), 1959 nucleotides. Its product is annotated as chaperone protein dnaJ GFA2, mitochondrial. NCBI's taxonomy places the organism in Eukaryota, Viridiplantae, Streptophyta, Magnoliopsida, Rosales, Rhamnaceae. Gene Ontology annotation, molecular function: ATP binding; heat shock protein binding. The coding region runs from base 327 to 1658 and encodes 443 amino acids. The record is from RefSeq and is a predicted model, not a curated record. The transcript is spliced from 18 exons. Gene Ontology annotation, biological process: protein refolding; response to heat. Gene Ontology annotation, cellular component: cytoplasm.
ACUUUUUGAGUUUCAAUGUGUGGUAGAGUUUGAUAGGGGCUAUAAGCAAAGGCUACUUCUCAGAGUCUUUCGUUGUGUGGGGCGUGUGGUUCGCUAACUACUAGAACCUUCCUGAGUUCCUCCACUUUUAGGGUUUUACUAGGGUUUAUGCUUACCAUCCUCUCACCCUCUCCUUCGCAAUUUCCAAAAAUCAAAUUCCAAACCCUAGACCCACAAUUUCCAAAUUAAUCAAAUCCCUAAUCUUUUUUUCCCAUUUCUCAUCAAUUGCUUUCUCAAAUUCGAAGGCUAAAUUAAAUCUUUUUUCGCUUAACAAGGCGGGUUUCCAAAUGGUUCGCUCCAAUGGCGUUAGGUUCCUUCACUGCCUCGCUCGUCGCUCUCUCUCAUCCCAUUUUCUCCACCACACUCAGAACCCCGUUAAGGAGACGGUGUUUCGAGGUGGUUAUAGGAACUUCAAUUCUGCAGUUUUCAAUCCAUUUAGAGUUUUAGGAUCUCGCGCUUCUAACAAUGUUUAUCAGCAGAAUUGGUUGCUAUUGAGAGGUUUGAAUGCCAGGCAGGGCACAACGAGAUCAAUUCACGGCACUGCUUCCAUGGCUGCAAGAGAUUAUUAUGAUACACUUGGUGUCAGCAGGAAUGCUACUGCAUCUGAAAUAAAGAAAGCUUAUUAUGGGCUUGCAAAGAAGCUCCAUCCUGACACAAACAAAGAAGAUCCUGAAGCUGAAAAGAAGUUUCAAGAAGUUCAAAAGGCGUAUGAGGUUUUAAAAGAUGAGGAUAAGCGUCAACAAUAUGAUCAGUUUGGCCAUGCUGCAUUUGAAGAGCAAGAGGGCUCUGGCUUUUCCCAUGAUUUCAGGAAUCCUUUUAACGAUAUCUUCAAUGAUGGAAUCUUCAACAUUUUCCGUCAGAAUUAUGGUGGUCAGGAUGUCAAGGUUGCUGUUGAAAUAUCCUUUAUGGAAGCUGUUCAGGGAUGCACAAAAACUGUGACAUUUCAAGCCGCAGUUCCCUGUGAAGCUUGUGGUGGGAGUGGUGUUCCUCCUGGAACCAGACCUGAAUCAUGUAAGCGCUGUAGAGGGUCUGGGAUGACAUCCAUUCUAAGCGGCCCAUUCAGGAUGCAGACAACUUGUACUCAGUGUGGUGGAACAGGGAAAAUAUUCCCGAGACUUUGCAAGUCAUGUAAUGGAAAAAGAGUCGUGAGUGGAAUGAAAUCGGUUAAGCUGGAUAUCAUGCCAGGGGUAGAAGAUAAUGAAACUUUAAAGAUGUUCAGUAGUGGUGGGGCUGAUCCGGAUGGAAAUCAACCUGGUGAUCUUUAUGUUACAAUUAGGGUAAGAGAAGAUCCUGUUUUUCGUAGAGAAGGUGCUGACAUUCAUGUUGAUGCCAUUUUGAGUAUCACACAGGCAAUUUUGGGGGGAACCAUCCAUGUCCCAACUCUAACGGGAGAUGUUGUUUUAAAGGUCCGGCCAGGCACCCAACCCGGCCAGAAGGUAGUCCUCAAGAAAAAAGGGAUUAAGACCAGAAAUUCUUAUUCUUUCGGUGACCAAUAUGUACAUUUCAACGUCAGCAUCCCAACCAAUUUGACCCAGAGACAGCGUGAAUUAAUUGAAGAGUUUGUCAAAGAGGAGCAGGGGGAGUUCGAUAAGAGCAAAGCAGCAGGAGCAUCCGGGUGAAGAAAGAGCUUCUAAUGGAAAAUUAUAGCAUACGAAUACCCAUCCACUCUGGAAGUUUUGUAGGAGUGAUUUUGGGUGCUAUUUUGACCUAUAAAUUUAUGAGGUUAUCUUAAAAACAUUUUUCCCUCAUAUCAUAAUGUUAUUUUGUAACACAUUCAAGAGUGAUAAUAGUUAGGCGUUGUAUAUAGAAAAUCGUUUUUGCUAUGUCAUUAUUUGAAUUGGCAGCAAAUGCUCAUGUUAUUAGUUACAUGAUUUUUUUUAGACAGUUUCGAGAUAAAAAUAGAAGCAAAAUUAUCAAUUA